AUGAUGUCGAGUCAAACGCAUCGCAACGCAAUUACCACCGACACAACAACAAUUUGUGCAGGCCUUAACCGAGUAGUGUGAACCUAUGGCCCAGGGCCAGGCCUCCUGGUUCACCACCUCCUCCAGCGUGACCAGGCGUGACUCCGGUUCCUGGUCGGGAAUGCUGGGCGUUGGGAGGAGACGCGGUCACAUGACAAUAUGACCCGCCAGAGCUGCUGGAGGACAUAAUGUCAUUAUUAUAAUCCUCAGGAAUAGUCAUGGGAGCCUAGCGCACUGUCAAUGCUAAGGUAUGGUUUACAAACAGAAGCGGUCCAUCGACCUCAAUGCUUUCGGGAAUCAUUUGUGUUCCCACUUUUUGUUUGCGUCAGCAGCGUCCGCAUUCCUGAAUGUGGAGCAGCUCUGAUUCAACUCAGCGCGUCGUCCAAGCGGAACAGGAUCGGUAUGGCAAAGUAAAGUUAUGUCAACACAAAUGUAAUCGGAAAGAAAUCUCCUUGGACCCUCUGCUGUAUUGUUUAUAAGAGGGACAGUGGACUCCGUUUUUUCCUGAACAUCAGGGUCUAUGACUGUUUUGAUCCAGAUUGGUUGGUUUGGACCCAGGGCUGAGCAGCAGUAAGGCGGACUGGGCUGAGUGGGUUUCAUCUGGCUGUAGGCAGAUGUCUGGCACGGACCAUGAGCGAGUGCUCUCCCGUAAAUCCUCCUUGGAGAUCAUGGAGAAGGAAAUCCGAGAGAAGGGUUCGGAGAUCCUCAGGGAACAGCUGGAUGCCGCCAAGAAGGAGCUAAAGCUGAAGGACAAGGAGUGUGAGCGUCUGGCGCAGGUCCGGAUCCAGCUGGAAGAGGAGCUGGAGGAGCUGACCGCCAGUCUGUUUGAGGAAGCCCAUAAGAUGGUGCGCGAGGCCAACGUCAAGCAAGCGGCGGCAGAGAAACAGCUCCGGGAAGCCCAGGGCAAGAUCGACGUUCUCCUGGCCGAAGUGACUGCGCUGAAAACAUUGGUCCUGACCUCCACGCCCUCCACACCCAACCGCCAGCUCCAUCCCCAGCUGCUGUCCCCCAAGGCUGGUCACAAGCAGGGCCGGGGCCACUCGCGCAACAAGAGCGCCAGCGGCAUCCUGCAGCUGGGCCCGGAGAGCGCCGCGUCCCCCUCCGUUUCCGGGACGCCAGCCGCUAAAGAGGAGCGAGAGACGGACUCCAUCCUGUACACAGAGUUCUUGGCGUGGAGAGAGCAGCCUGGAGUGGACCGGGCCUCGGCCUUCCUCAGCCGCAUCUACAGGGAGGACAUCGGGCCCUGUCUCUCCUUCACCAGAUCUGAGCUCUCCCAGUCCGUGCAGAGUGCGGUGGAGAGCAACUCUCUGAGCAUUGAACCCGUCGCCAUGUCUGCCGUACCGACUGUCAAAGCCACGGCCACAGAAUGCGGAGGGCACAAUGGCUUUAGGGCAACGAUAGAGACAACGUGUGCCUUGAGCGGGACGUCCCAGCUCUGCCGCCAUCGGAUCAAACUGGGGGACAAGGAGAGCUACUAUUACAUCUCUCCUUCCAGUCGUGCGCGGAUCACGGCUGUCUGCAAUUUCUUCACCUAUAUCCGUUAUAUACAGCAGGGCCUCGUGAGGCACGAGGCUGAACAGAUGUUCCGGGAGGUGAUGCGUCUGCGCAGAGAGAUGACCGUGGCCAAGUUAGGUUUCUUCUUCACAGACCAGGGCUAGAGGACUGGAGCGGGCAGGUCUCCACCAGCAUGCAGCCGGGCCAUAGACUAGCUCACAGAGGACAUGCUGAUACUGAAGUCUAGCUUCCUCGCAGUAGAUGAUUAAUUACGGUAGUGUGAAGGUUAUUGCUCUGCAUUUGGCUCACCUCACGAGGGAGCAGAGAAUGGUUUUGGGUCACUUCUGGCAUGAGGGAUUGGAACCAGCAGCAGGGUUUUAAGACACCCAAUAGAAGUAUGAAUAUGUUAAAUAUUUGAGAACAUGACACAGAUAUGGUAGUGCGACCGUUUUGCUCUGCAAAGAUUCUUUCGGAUGUCUUUCACUUAAAAGUUUCCCUCUGUAGUACCACUAAUUGUUAUGGUCUGUUGAAGCAUCACUGAAUUAGGAGUAUCUUCAAUGGUCAACAAAUGACCAUUUUGUCUGUCAGAGAUCAGACCGCUGUGAAUGCGAAAUAAUAAUAAACAGAUUAUACUUGCAUGCUUGUUGUAAGAAACACUUUAAUACUCAUUAACUCAUGUAAUUAAAUAUUUCAGAUGAAGGACUGCAUUUUAUGCUCAGAAAUGACAAAACAUUUAUUUGUAGUAUUCAUGUGUUACGUUAGUAUUUUUCAUAAUGCAUAACGCACAACCAUUUGCAAUGAUAGUUGAAUACUCUCAGAAGCGAUACAAGCCAUACAGCACAGUUUGUUCAUGAGCACAGUCAACAGCCAUCAGAAUCAGUCACAAUAAAUUAUUUCUGCGUCUGUUAUUAAUUCUGGUAUAGAAGGUUUUUUUCAAGGUAAAACUGAAGUGCAAUAAUUCUUAUUAUGCAAGAUUUUCAAAUGCGUUAUCUCAGUAAGUUCUGAGUAGAUUUACAUGUUUUUGCUUUCAAUUGUGUGUACCCAAUAAAGACAACUAUGACAACUAGA
Gadus morhua (Atlantic cod) is the source of this 2601-nucleotide messenger RNA. RefSeq names its product RAB3A interacting protein (rabin3)-like 1 (gene rab3il1). NCBI's taxonomy places the organism in Eukaryota, Metazoa, Chordata, Actinopteri, Gadiformes, Gadidae. The record is from RefSeq and is a predicted model, not a curated record. Gene Ontology annotation, biological process: exocytosis. The transcript is spliced from 11 exons. Gene Ontology annotation, molecular function: guanyl-nucleotide exchange factor activity. Gene Ontology annotation, cellular component: Golgi to plasma membrane transport vesicle. The coding region runs from base 654 to 1697 and encodes 347 amino acids.